Molecule: messenger RNA, 2808 nt
Organism: Durusdinium trenchii
Lineage: Eukaryota; Dinophyceae; Suessiales; Symbiodiniaceae
Source: the annotation of a GenBank genome assembly
AUGCCAUAUGUGGCACAUGCUGACUUGACAUUACCACAGGUCAAGGUCAUUGAGGAUCAUGAAGACUUGGGAGCACACGCAAGGCCCUCAAUUCUUGUGCGAAAUGAGCCACCGAUCAUCGACAGCGAGUCAGAAGAGGAGUAUUCAGAGCUUCCAGAGCAGAAAGCACUCCUUUCCAAGGUUGAGGAUGCAGCUCCUGUGUUGUCUACAUGUCAGACGUCUGCACUGUCCGGACCACUCCCUGCUGCGGUGGAGGAAGUUGCUCCAUCGCCACGAUCAAGACUGCUUGAUGCCUUAAGGGCGGGGAAAGAGGAAGAACAUCGAUUGCGCAAUGCCUACGAGGCUGAAGUGGUUCGUGGUGCAGACCUGAGAGCUGCUUUGGAAAUACAGGAGAAGCAUCAUGCAGCCAUUGUUCAGUGGCGGGCAGAGCACCAAAUCGCUGAGCAGGGCCUCGCUGAUAUGAUGCGGCAACAUGAUCGAUGUUCCAUGCGUCUGGAGGAUGAGAUGUCCUUGGCCUGGAGGAUGCUUGAUGGCCAAGAAAAAGAAACGGAGUUCUGUAGUCGGCAAGCAAGAGCUGACGACAAGGAAUCGUAUCGCCUGCGUAUGGGGGGUCCAGUUGCCAACUCUGAGUUGGAGGAGUCUCUUCGGGCUGCUGACAAGGAAGCGAGCGAGCUGUCACAAGAUAUCCAGCGAAGGGAGGAAGCCAUUGCUCACCUUAGCCAAGACUUGCGGAACGUUCUGGAGUACAUGAUCAAAGUGAACAUCCGCGCUGCCGGUGGUUUCGGCAAUCACCUCACAGAAGAGGAUUUUCUCCCAAACGGAGUGCGAGCACACCUAGGUUUGGGCAGCUAUGGAGAGGAGCACCUUGAUCACCUCUUCAGGAGGUACAAAAUGCAAAUGGCAAACGACGCGCUGAGCUCUCCUGCAGAGUCGCUGCAAAGUCAAGUGGCAGAAGCGUUAGACGCGCCUGUACAACAAUCAGAGGAACCUUUGAUGGUGGCUGAGUGUCAGGAUGAGGAUGACCAGAACACAACUGCCUCGUGGCUGGGUGAAGAGAGUGACGAGCGAUACAGGGCUCCUUUGCAGGCAUCACUAGCGCCUCUUCCAGUCUCGGACAUGAAGAUUGUGAUGGAGGGAGCAACAGGAAGCCUUGAAGAAGAAGGCAAGCUUCUGCAAGGAGCAUUGUCAUCAGAGCUCAACAGAUUCACAAGGGUGAUUACAAGGGAUGCUGAGUCAAUCUCACACAAAGGUCCUGCUUGGGACUUGCUGAUUGCAGUGACACAAGGGAACAUUGAGGCAGUCAGGGCAUUAUUGCCAAUGCAGGCACGAUCCCGAACGAAGUGCAAUCCUAUUUGGCAGCAGGCUCUUGAAAAGUUGGGCUGGACACAUUUUCACCUGGCGGCUGUGAAUGGAGACAGCAACCUGAUUGAGUGCUUAAAGGAGGACAUGGUGGACCGGCUCCAACAUCACAGGGUUGCACUUGGAACAGCAACUUCUGGCACUGGUCUGACACCUUUAGGCGUUGCAUGCCUAGCCGGGCAUGUUGAGGCGGCUCAACGAUUGCUUGAGGGCAUGGCUCCUGUUGAUGUGAGAGAUGCCCGCGGCAACACUGCCCUGCACUGGGCCCAAAUGGGCGGAAUUGAGAAGGAGAUGAUGCCCUUGCUUUUGGCCGCAAAGGCAGAUCCUCAGGUGUGCAAUCGAAACGGCCACCGAGCUCAAGUCAAGAUGCUCAUGCAGGUGGCGCCUUCAUUGCAGGAGACAAAUGAGUCAGGUGGUGUGCAUCUUAUCCGUGCUUUGGCUCUGGAACCUGAAGUAAACCUCUCGUUCUUGUCCUACACCCUAAGUAUGCUCAAAACACCUGUGCGGGAUGGUCUUGGCUUUUCGAAGAAUUCUUAUGCCAAAAGGCAGGCGCAGCUGAGCGCAGAUGAAGAGGCCUCCGGAGCAUGGUCAGCGCAUGUCACGAACUACACGCACGCCGGUUUGUGUUCUACUCUGGAGACAUCUGGCGUUUACUCUGACCCAGCGAACUGGAUUCGGAGCAGACAAGCUUUGGUUCUUUCCUGCGAGCGAGUGCUGCUGUUCAAUGCUUCCAGCUGGAGCCUGGAACAAGUGCUGGCGCUCUCUGAGCUGGCAGAACUGGUUCUAUCUUCCCACUGCUCAACCGUGGUGAUUCUUCGCAUGCAUCGCAUGUCCGACAUAGUGCUGGAUGUCCCAACAUCCGCAAGAACACGCUUGAUUGAGGAGCUGCAGUUUGCGACCAAUGCGGUCAAUGAGAGGUGGGGAGGUUCCGAUUUCAGUGGAGGCCUUCGAGUUCAUCAGGAAGGUGAACCAAUCACUGAGCUGUUCGAUCAGAAUCGGAAGAAGGUCGGCUUGCUGGCUUGGUUGGAGGCAAAUGUCUUCUUGUUCCUGCCUUAUGUGCCAACAGCGGCUUUGCUGGCCGGAGAUUCGUUCUUCUUUGGCCAGCUGGAUCUUCGUCAGCACUUUAGAGGCAACGAGUGGGGAUGGCGAUCGUACUAUUUUGCCCUGAAGAGUGGACCUGUCCGGAAGUUGCUGUGGUGCAAACGGCCCACAGAUGAACUGUGUGCCGGGGUUGUUCACGUGAGAGACAUAACCGCAGUUCAGCCGUUGGACACACCUGGGGGUGAGAUAUGCUUGAUUGUGGAGUACAGGGUGAAUGACCGAGACGACUUGCUGACUCUUAGGGCAGCUUCUUUGAAGAGCCGCGAGGACUGGAUCAUCUCCAUCAAAACUAUGCAGAUGUCGCAGAUCUCGCAGAUGCCACUAUCAUCAGAGACCUCGGGCUUGUGA